CAUUUGACAUUGAGGAACACUACUGGUACUAACCAAGCAAAAAUUGCCGUGCUCGGAGGUGUUUCCUUUUAUCGCCGCUGGACAUUUCGGUAGUUUUUUUCUACCUCUAUAACGGUGCCAAGUCCAGUCUGGACCCCAACUCGGAACGAUAUCCCUUCACUGGCCGAUUAUCUGUGUUCGUUGUUGGUGAUUUCUGUGCUUAGAUUCAAUUACUGUGCUAGUCCCUGUAUUCUUGGGUGGUGUUACAACAGAUUGCUUUAGAAUGGCUAAGGUGCUAUUGUCUCAGGAUUCUAACUAUCAGCAAAUCAAGGCCUAUUAUAAGGAACAUGGUGCUUCGAUUAAUAUCAAGGAUCUGUUUCAAGAGGAUGACAUUCGCUUCGAUAAGUUCAGCUUAAAGCUUUCAACUCCGGCUGAUGGUGAUAUUUUACUGGAUUACUCGAAGAACCGCGUCACCGAAGAAGUCUGGAACAUGCUACUCGAACUGGCCGAGUCACGUGAUGUGGUCAAGACCCGCAAUGAUAUGUUCAGCGGGGAACGUAUAAAUAUCACGGAAAACCGUGCUGUAUUACAUGUUGCACUCAGAAAUCGUUCGAAUAACCCCAUCCUGGUUGAUGGUAAGGACGUCAUGCCCGAAGUGAAUGCCGUAUUGAACCACAUGAAAGAAUUUACCAAUCAGGUAUUGAAUGGUGUUUGGCGUGGUUAUACCAAUAAAAAGAUUAGCGAUGUUGUAAACAUCGGCAUUGGUGGUUCCGAUCUUGGCCCAUUGAUGGUGUCCGAGGCUCUGAAGGCAUACAACACCGGAAUUCGUUCACACUUUGUGUCCAACGUUGACGGUACUCAUAUUGCGGAGACGUUGAAGAAUCUUGAUCCGGAAACGACACUCUUUAUCAUUGCUUCGAAAACUUUUACAACGCAGGAAACCAUUACCAAUGCCACUGCUGCCAAGAAUUGGUUCCUGGAACGAUGCGGAGAGAAGGAACAUGUGGCUAAACACUUUGUUGCAUUGUCAACAAACAAAGAAAAGGUGUCUGCGUUCGGCAUUGAUACGAAAAACAUGUUCGAAUUCUGGGACUGGGUAGGAGGACGUUACUCGCUGUGGUCCGCAAUUGGUCUAUCGAUUUCGUUAUCCAUCGGUUUCGAUAACUUUGAAAAACUGCUGGAAGGUGCUCAUUAUAUGGAUAAGCACUUCAUGACCGCUCCGUUGAAUGAAAAUGCCCCGGUUAUUCUGGCUCUGAUGGGCAUCUGGUACUCAAAUUUCUAUGGAGCAGAGACGCAGGCUCUACUGCCGUACGACCAGUAUAUGCACCGUUUUGCCGCCUAUUUCCAGCAGGGCGACAUGGAAAGCAACGGCAAGGGAGUCACAAAGCGUGGCGAACGAGUUGAUUUCAACACCGGCCCAAUCGUGUGGGGCGAACCGGGAACUAACGGGCAGCAUGCAUUUUAUCAGCUGAUUCACCAGGGUACACGUCUUAUUCCAUGCGAUUUCAUUGCUCCGGUCAUCACCCACAACCCGGUGGAGGACGGUGCCAUGCACAAAAUACUGCUGGCCAAUUAUCUCGCUCAGACAGAAGCACUCAUGACGGGCAAAACCGAGGAGCAGGCCCGUGCCGAGCUGGAGAAGGCUGGCUUGUCUGGAGAAAAGCUGGAAAAACUUCUACCCCAUAAGGUGUUCACCGGAAACCGACCGACGAACUCGAUACUGGUCAGAAAAGUUACUCCGUUCACAUUGGGUGCUCUGAUUGCCAUGUACGAACACAAGAUCUUCACCCAGGGCGUUAUCUGGGACGUGAAUUCGUUCGAUCAGUGGGGUGUCGAGCUGGGAAAAGCACUAGCCAAGGCAAUCGAGGUGGAUUUGGCAGAUCCGAAUAAAACUACCUCUCAUGACUCAUCCACUAACGGGCUAAUUAAUUUUAUCAAAAUCAACUGGGAGAAAGUUGAAUGAAUUAGUCCCUUGGUGAAAAAAUAAUGUGUAAUGCUAUCCAGUUCAUUGCAAUAUUCCUCAGCACGCCGGUGAGAAAACACAAAAUAAAUGUCGGUGCAAUGGUAAUUCCAAAAUGGUAAAAGCACACUUACAACUUCUGAAUGGUUUAAAUUUUGUGCAUAGAAAUUUAGACAAAAAUAACGCUUUGGAAAUUAAAUAAAACUCAAAUGUUUAUGAAACCAGUUACAAAAAA
Topomyia yanbarensis is the source of this 2174-nucleotide messenger RNA. It is a transcript of the gene Pgi, whose product is annotated as glucose-6-phosphate isomerase. Gene Ontology annotation, cellular component: cytosol. Gene Ontology annotation, molecular function: carbohydrate derivative binding; glucose-6-phosphate isomerase activity; monosaccharide binding. Bases 263 to 1942 code for a protein of 559 amino acids. Lineage: Eukaryota; Metazoa; Arthropoda; Insecta; Diptera; Culicidae. Gene Ontology annotation, biological process: glycolytic process; gluconeogenesis; glucose 6-phosphate metabolic process. The record is from RefSeq and is a predicted model, not a curated record. The transcript is spliced from 5 exons.